AUUCUCGAUAUGAAGAGACAGAUAAUUGUAUUUGUUUUAGUGCCUUUGCUUAUUUUGCCGGACAUCACACAUCCGCUGGAGGGCCCGGAUGACUUCGAAAUCCCUGAGGAAGUGACUACACUGCAUGAAAAUUUGGGUCCUGUUCUGCCCAGACGCAUUGCAGGAAGGACUCGAGAAACCCGAGUUGUGACUGCUGAUGAAAAUAACGCCACGGGCAAAAUGAUUGAGAACUACUGCUGUUUCUGGAUCUACCAAGCACAUCCACCAAUUCCCCAUACUUGGAAACAUAUGGCCGUAUAUCCCUUCGAUUUUCAGUUCAACGGACAGUUUGUCAAAAAUCGACGCCACAAUGAAACUGAAGUGCCUCCACCCGAAAAGCAAAUUUAAAGUUUGUUUUUAUUAUUUAUUUUUAAAAAAUUAAUAUUAUUACGUUGUUGUGAGAACGA
Drosophila ficusphila is the source of this 446-nucleotide messenger RNA. RefSeq lists its product as uncharacterized. The coding region runs from base 10 to 387 and encodes 125 amino acids. The transcript has 2 exons. Lineage: Eukaryota; Metazoa; Arthropoda; Insecta; Diptera; Drosophilidae. The record is from RefSeq and is a predicted model, not a curated record.